Messenger RNA from Phymastichus coffea, 5293 nucleotides. RefSeq lists its product as uncharacterized. NCBI's taxonomy places the organism in Eukaryota, Metazoa, Arthropoda, Insecta, Hymenoptera, Eulophidae. The transcript has 8 exons. The record is from RefSeq and is a predicted model, not a curated record. Bases 745 to 2817 code for a protein of 690 amino acids.
AAGCAUGUACAUACUUGUCAUAUAAAAAAAUGGUAACUGUCACAUUACAUUGAAAAUAACCGUAACAUAUGCAGAACACGUAUGUACUGCGCAAGGUGCACAGUCCGACUUCAAUACGACCAUUACGACCCCUGCAUUUGGUUCACACUUUACUCGAAGUUUAUACAGCCGUCCGAACAUUAAUUUACUACUCGAAGUCGUAAAUUCAAGAGAGACUCGCGAAGUUUAAUAUCUAAAUUAUUUUCGACGUUGCGUUCGAAACCACCAAUGCUAAGAUGAUUAAUCUUUUAUUCUUCUAACAAUCUGGACAAGCAUUGAAUUAUCUUACAAGCCACACGAUAGAAAUAACGCAAAUGAAUUCUCAGUGCAAAUAAAGUUACUUUAGGCUUUUCAACAGUGAUGUCAUAGUAAGCAAUAAUAUCAUUAUCAAAUACUUAAUUUUACUUGACAAAUCAAAUAAAUUUAAUUAUAUUGAUCACGUAAAAGGAAUGAACCUUUUUAAUAUAAAGUACAUAAUACUUACAUGAUAGAUAUUUCGUUAUUUAUUAUCUUAAAGGAAUGAUUAAUUCAACACCAUUGUUUGUGUAUUAAAAGUUAUAUCGAUCAUUGUUGUUUUCCUCAAUUGUGUACUAAGGAAAGAUAAAUAUUAAUACAUAAUUUAUGUAUUUUAUGUAUUUCAUCAAAUACAUUGCGAUAUAAAAUCAUAAACUUACCUAAAAAAACGUUAAUUUUGUGAUCUUGAUAAUGAGUGCUGACAAUCAAUUAUCAAUGACUAACUCAAUAAACAUUGACCAAUUGGAAUAUAGUUUGGUCUCAACUGCAAUUAACCAAGAUGUAGCAAAUGAAAAUCAUUUGCAAACUUUAGGAUUAGUUGUUAGUGAUGGCUUACCUAAAUUUAGAUUGAAUGAACCUGGUCCAUCAGCUCUUGCAAGUAGCAUUUUCCAACAAAAUAAUAUGGUGAUCGAUGAAAAUGAACAGUCAUUUGUAGUAUUAAGUAAACCAUCAUUAGAAUCAAUUAGAAAUACUUCAUGGGCUAACUAUAUAGAAUUACAAGAAAAAUGUGCAUCUGCCGAUCUUACAGGUUUAAUAUCAUUCAUGAGUCCAUCUGAAAUUGAAGAGAAUUUUAAGAAAGUGUUAGAAGAAAAUAUGAAAUUAAAAGAGACUCUAAAGCAGAACAAUACUACUAUGAAAGAACAAUUUAAUACUAUCACUACAUGGCAAAAAGAAGUGAUGACAGUUUGUGAUACUCACAAACAAAAAUUUAUAGAAACUAAAGAAUUAAUGAAUCGAUUGAAAAAACAAAAUGAUGAGCUACAAGAACAAAUUGCAAAAAAUCAGUCUUCAGAGACAUCUGAAGUCAACAACAUAGCUAAUAUUUCUAUUGAAAAUGCUGAUUCAUAUUCAUUAUUAAAAAAAUCAAAUUAUGUCAGUAUAGAAAAUAUUCCAAUACUUUCUAAUUUAAAUACAUGGCUUGCUAAAAAUCGUUUCAAGCAAAAUAAUGAAGAACCAUCAGAAGAUGAGGUAGACCUUGAAAUAAAAAUGAAUAUUAUGUCAGAAGAACUACUGCAACUAAAGCUAAAACAGUCAGAAAUGCAAAAAAUUAUGGAAGAUGUAAGCAGGCAGUAUCAGACAGAUAUUGCAUUAUUAACUCAACAGUUAGAUAAAGCUAAUAAAGAGCUGCAGGCUAAUAAACAAAAAUCUGAUGAAAUAAGUUCAUCUGAAUUGCAAAUACUUGUGAACGAAUGUUAUGAAAAAUAUAUGGAGUUGAAAUAUUUGAAUGAAAUUAUUACAUCAUUGAAGAAACAGUUAAAUAACUAUGAAGAAGAUAUUUUUUUACCUGUUAGCAUAACUUUAGAAUUGCAUGAUACUUCUGAAGAAAAACAAGUAUUGCAAGAAAAUAUUGAUUUUUACAACCUAAAGUUGUCAGAGCUGAGGAAAUAUUUUUCUUCUCAAUCAUUACAAUAUCUUCGUAUACAACAAAUUUUAAAAGAGUCUGUUGAUAUUAUUGAAUUAUUUGAAAAUUCAAAUGAUACCUUCAACAAAGAUGUGAGUGAAGAAAAAAUCAAAGAAUUAAAAAAAAAAUUACGUAAUUAUCGAAAAAACUUAAUUGAUGAGCAACUACACAGUAUUAAUGAUAAACAAAUAACUAUUAAAAUUCAAAAACAAUUUCAAAAAAUAUUAUUUGAUUACAAUUCGGUUCUAUGUGAACUAGAACUUGUGAAAAAUGAGAAUCUUAAACUGAAGACAAUGCAGGAUAAAGCAACUGAAGAAAAUUCACAAAAGUUAAUAGAAAUUGAAAAAUAUUUGACAGAGGAGAAGAAAGGUUUGGAUAAUGAAAGAGCUAAUUUAUUAGAAGAACAAUCAAAUCUUCAUGCAGAAAAAAAACUUAUUAUUGAAGAUAAAGAAAAAAUUGAAAUGGAACGUAAAUCUUUGAUAUUAGAAAAAGAAAGAUUUGCAGAAGAAAGAAUUAGUCUGCAUGAAGAAAGAACUUCACUAGAUCAACAAAGUCGACUGUAUGAAGCAGAAAAAAGUUCUAUGCAAAAGGAAAAAAUAUAUUUUCAGAAAAAUCUAGAACGUUUAAAAAAACGUAUUAAAAAUUUAACUGACGAUUUAGGUAAUGUUAGUGAUACUCUUAAUUUAAUGCAAAGUGAAAACCGCAAAUUAAAGGAUAAUGAAGAAUUACUUUCUGCUUAUAGAAUUCAAACCGAAAUGCGCGAAAGGCAAUUCGAAGAAAUGCGCUUAACGCAAAAAAAUCUGCAAGACCAACUGCAGGCACUUUCACUGGUAAACCUUCGUAGAGAAUAUGAAGGUUUUUAAUUAAUAGUAAAAUUAACAAACACUUGGAUAUGUAAAAAUCAAUUGUACAUCUAUUACACAGAUUCAUAAAGUUAACGAUAUCGAUAUACUUUUGCCGGAGAAACUAUCCCUAUGUAUUUGUUCGACGUUGAAUUCAAAUCCGAAAUAAAAUUAGCGGACCACCAAGGUAUUUGGUAAGAAAAACGCUAAAUUAUGUUUUUUGUAUUUAUAUGGGAUUUUAAACUUUAUGCAAAGUAAUCGAUUACAAUCGACUUCAACGGACUGUUGAAAAAGAUUUGUGUCAUUCGUUAUAAAAUAUAUUUAGAAUACAUAAUAUGAAAAUUUAUUUAUUACAAUUUAGUUUUUGUUAUUUAACCGAAUUUAGUGUAGGCUGAAAUAGUAAAUUUUAUAUUAUAAUCUAUUUUAUUUUCCUUCGAAAUAUUACUAAUCUCAUAUACAAACAAUGGUUAAGGAAAAUCCCUCAUGUAAUUAAAACAACACUCUUGAAAUUUCAACGUUUCGCCAUAAAUUCAUGGCCUCUUCAGGAAAACUUAAUUAAAAAAAUUAUGAACAAUUAAAAACUUUUUUUUUAAACAAAUCGACAUGAUCAUAACACUACAGUACACAUCCAACAAUAAUAAUAAAAUCAUUCGUACUCACAACUGAAGCUUCUCAAUAAACAAUACUGUCGGAUUAUAAAUGUUGUAAAAGAGAUGCGCUCUUGUCAUUGAAUUUUAUUUGUGUGAUUCGAAUUGUUCGGGCAUCUCCGUUUCGUGCUUGACUCUGAUUGGUUGUUUAAUUGCUUACUAUAUUGACAUUUCUAGUAUAUAGACAGUUGUACCACUUUGAAAUUCACAGUUCAUUUUAUAUCUCUGACUUUUCGGUUUGUUUCUGAAUUGUAAAAAUAUUUUAUUAAUUAACAUUACUAUGACUUAGGUUUUCUAUAGUUGUGAGUACGAAUGAUUUUAUUAUUAUUGUUGGAUGUGUACUGUAGUGUUAUGAUCAUGUCGAUUUGUUUAAAAAAAAAAAAAAAAAAAGUUUUUAAUUGUUCAUAAUUUUUUUAAUAAAGUUUUCCUGAAGAGGCCAUGAAUUUAUGGCGAAACGUUGAAAUUUCAAGAGUGUUGUUUUAAUUACAUGAGGGAUUUUCCUUAACCAUUGUUUGUAUAUGAGAUUAGUAAAUUUUAUAUUUCCUAUUUCAGGUGCGUCAAAGGUUUUUUUGAUGAAACGCGAAGUUAACAGCACUAGUUGGAGGCGAGUGUUGUAACGAGUUUUUGGACACUCCGUGCGGAAAGUGCGUUUUUCCCGCACGCUCGGCAAAAAACGUACGUUGAAAAUCGCACUUUCCACACGCCGUAUAAAAAAAUACGGUACGGUACAUGUUCGGGAAAGAGUUUCUCGUCUCGUGUACCAUUGCACCCUCGCUUUACUCGGGCGUAAACGCUACACGAGACUAGAAUCUACUUUCCCGCACUUGUAUCGUAAUGUACUAUUAUCAAAAAGCUUUCAAUUAACGCAGUUUUUAGUCGUAUAAGAGCCGUAAUAAGCAUCAAAGGUGCAAUUUGGAAAUUAAAAUUUGAAAAAGCAUAUUUUAGUUGUUUUUGUUGAUAAAUAGGAACAAAAAUGCGUCUCAAUGUAUUUUGAUCCAUAUGAUUCAAAUAAAAGAUCAUUUUUCAAUUUCUAUAUAUUUCCAGAAACCAUUAUAUCACCAUAAAGAAUUGUAUUUUUUUCAUUUACUGUAAUAUAGUCAAAUGGCUCCCUAGACUAAUAUCGUCAAAAAACAUGUCACUUUUUUCUGUAGGUCAGAGUAAUAGUUUACCAUUGAUUUUAGCACUUCUAAGGUUAGAAAGAAAGAUAUCAUAAACUUAAGUACAGAAAAGAACACAAGUAUUUUAAUGAAGCGUAUAAUCAAUAUGAAAGCUCAAGGCAUGGUAUCGAAUUAAAUACUUUGUAGAAUUCGUAAUAUAUAUUAAAGUAUACACAAAUUAUAUACACUUAUAUGUUUCAUACGUUCAUACUUUCAACUACUACACUGAGAGAAAUAAGGUAGUAACAUCUACAUUUGUAGUAAAAUUUACGAUAAACUGUAAUACAGUUUAGAUGUAUCAAAUUGCAGAAAAAAUUACUAUGUUGUACACAAUAAAUUUUAAUAGUAUCUCCAACAAAUUUUUUGUGUAGUAUAAAUAAUAUUUACUAUUCAUUUAAUAGUAUUGCUGCAAUAUAUAAAUUUGUACUCUUAAUAUAGUAAAAUUUGUUAAAGAAACCUUUUAUAUUUUACUUUGUAACAUAGUAAUAUUUGUAACGGACUGUUUAUAUUUUAUGAGUAGUAUAAUCAAUUUUACUAAUCAGAAAGAGUAAACAAAUAAACAUUACUUUUGACAACUAUUAAUUGUAGUUAUUAGAUAUUAUAUUUUCGAAAUCUUACUUGUACUGUAUUAUAGUAUAUUUCAAUUAAUUUUGUUAUACUUAAAUUUAAUCUCGAUAGUAAACUCACCUAACC